GAUUUUAUAUAUAAAAAUAUUCGAAAAAUAGCAUACAAGUAAAACUUAGUUAAACCUAGAUAAACUUCAAAGGCUCGGUCACACAACCGCAGCUUCGGAGCAGUGUUAUGAGUCCACACGAAGUCUCCUGCCAUACAACUCCCAACCUUAAACCGAGCCUAGAGCCUAUAUAUAUCUCUCAAAUUUGAUUCUCCUUCACAUUCCCACACCUAAGGCUCAGAUCCCUCCGCGAUUGGUUUUCCAGCUAUUUUUUGUUUAGGAAUUCACGUAGCCGCCUUUCGUCUUCACCAGAACUUGCGAAUUCUACUUCUCUUCGUCUGCAACUUCGUUUUGGGCGUGAGACAAGUGUCUGACGGAGAAGAAUUUUGCGGAAUCCCUUGUUGAAGAAACGAUCAUGUCGCUGACUAGUAAUUGGGAAGCGGAUAAGAUGCUUGAUGUCUACAUUCAUGACUAUUUCUUGAAAAGAAAAUUGUAUAAUUCAGCCAAAGCUUUCGUGACUGAAGGAAAAGUUGCUACAGAUCCUGUAGCUAUUGAUACUCCUGAAGGAUUCCUUCUUGAAUGGUGGUCUGUUUUUUGGGACAUCUAUAUUUCAAGGGAAAAUGCAAAGCAUUCUGAACCAGCUGCAGCUUAUAUAGAGACUCAGCUAUAUAAGACGAGGGAGCAACAACAACAGCAGCAGCUUCAGAUGCAGCAUCAGAUGCAGCAGUUGCAACACAUGCAGCAGCGCGGUGGCCAGUUACAGAGAAGGGAUCCGAACCAUCCUCCACUCGGUCCCAUGAACUCUGAAGGAAUGCUGAAAAUGUACGAAGAAAGCAUGAAGCAUCCUCUUUCAAUGGAUUCAGAGAUACCACAGGGCUUUAUGGAGGCUAACAGGAUGGCACUUCUCAAGUCUGCUUCAAGUCAACAAGAGCACUUGAUGCAAAGAAAUCCUGGAGGCAUAUCUGCAGCCAUGCAGCAAAUGCAAGGCAUUACAGGAGAGGGUGCGACCCAGAAAUCUUUGUCUUUGGACGCAUCAUCACUUUAUGGGCAGGCAAUUCUUCAGUCCAAAUCUGGACUUGGUGGUGCAGGGUUGAAUCAAGGAGUCGGUGAACUUCCACUGAAGGGUUGGCCUAUGACAGGGAUCGACCAAUUACGGACGAGUUCGGGUUUACAGAAGCCCAACUUGCCGACCCAAAACCAAUUUCUUAUGGCUUCACAACCACAGCAGGCUCUAGCACAAGCUCAGGUACAAGGGAACCUUGAAAAUUCACCCAACUACGGAUUUGGAGCACCAAGGGGUAACUUUAAUGCAAAAGAUGGUCAAUCAAAUUCACAGAAGAUGAUGAAAAUGGCGCAAAUGCAGCAGUCUUCCUCUCAACAACAGGAUCAGUUGCAGCAGCCGCAGCAAUUGCAACAGAACAACAAGAAAAGGAGACAACAAUCUUCAUCUGGACCUGCCAACAGUACAGGUACUGGAAAUACCGCAGGCCGUUCUCCGGGCUCACCACAGUCAACACAUACACCUGGUGCUGGAAUCAAACAUGUCAAUAACGUGCCCAAGAGUAUGAUGAUGUACAGUGCAGCUGGAGUUGGUGGAGUUGCAUCAUCUGCACACGAACUAGAUGACUUGGGGAAUUUUGGAGAUGUUGGUGGUCUUGAAGAUAAUGUAGAAUCCUAUUUAUCUAAUGAUGGCGAGGACGGAAAUAUGUAUGGCUCUUUAAAACAGACUCAUGCUGAGCAUAAAAUGGAGACUUCUAAAGGUUUUUCAUUUGGAGAAGUUGGUUGCAUACGAGCAAAAAACAAAGUGGCUUGUUGCCAUUUUUCAUCAGAUGGGAAGUUGUUGGCUAGUGCCGGGCAUGACAAAAAGGCUGUUCUUUGGAAUAUGGAUACUCUGCAAACACAGAAUACGAUGGAAGAACAUCAAUACUUAAUUACGGAUGUUCGCUUCCGGCCAAAUUCUACUCAGCUGGCAACAGUUUCAUUCGACAAGUCCGUGAGAAUAUGGGAUGCUACUAAUCCAAGCUAUUGUCUGCAUACUUAUACAGGUCAUACUUCCCAUGUCAUGUCCCUUGAUUUCCAUCCUAAGAAGAAUGACCUUUUCUGUUUCUCUGAUGGUAAAAACGAAAUAAAUUAUUGGAGUAUGAGCCCAUUUUCGCGCACUCGGAUUUCCAAGCAAGGAGGCAGUGGUCAAGUGAGGUUUCAACCUAUAACUGGACAAUUUUUGGCAGCUGCAUCAGACAAGUUGGUUUCCAUAUUUGAUGUUGAAAACGACAGGCCAAUACAUUCUUUUCAGGGGCAUUCUGGCGUGGUCAAUAACAUUUGCUGGGAUGUCAAUGGAGACCACUUGGCUACUGUGAGUGAAGACUGCAUUAAAGUUUGGUCGUUAAAAUCUGGAGAGUGCAUCCGUGAACUCAACUCCGAUGAGAACAAAUUCUACUCUUGUGUUUUUCAUCCAAGUUAUUCUGCUAUCUUGGUUGUUGGGGGGUUGCGGUCUUUGGAGUUGUGGAACAUGGCGGAGAACAGAAGCAUGACAGUCCCAGCACACGAGAACAUAAUUACGGCUUUGGCUCAGUCAACUCGGACAGGAAUGAUUGCCUCUGCUAGCCAUGAUAGCUCCGUCAAGUUGUGGAAAUAGGUUAUCAACAGUUUGACAAGUACAUCAACAAAAGUUUUUGAUGAACAUAUAGAUAGAUAUAUAGAUAGAGUAGAUAGUUUCCUCUCAAAGGGACUGGAAUAUUUAUAAAUAAAUAUUAUCAAUGCUUAAUAUCAGUACAAAAAAUCAGAUUAGUUUUGAAAUUCUAACCAACGGUUUUUCGUUUUUGCAAAUAGUUUCGUAGCUGGUACAACUUGUAUGAAAUAGAACAUAUCAAGGGGUACGGUACGGUGGUUACAACUUUAGACCAAAUUUUAUUGAUAGUUAUAGUCAUUUUUUUAUUCUAAAUAUUGAUUGAAUCCAAAUUCUCUAAAUUCUGUUCAAGAUAUUA
Messenger RNA from Erythranthe guttata (spotted monkey flower), 2963 nucleotides. Its product is annotated as transcriptional corepressor LEUNIG_HOMOLOG. The record is from RefSeq and is a predicted model, not a curated record. Lineage: Eukaryota; Viridiplantae; Streptophyta; Magnoliopsida; Lamiales; Phrymaceae. Gene Ontology annotation, molecular function: protein binding; transcription corepressor activity.